AUGCCUGCUGGACUCAAGGCAUGGUUUUACACUCCAGAUAUAAACUCCACAAUCAUGAAACACGCCUUUCAUGCUCACAAAAAUUCUGUUUUGUAUGAACUCGGACUUGUACUUGCUCAAUUGGAAUUAUCAGAAAAACCUUGUGUUUCGCCAGAGAGGCUGAUCAAUAUUAUGAAAAUAGACCCUUCACUUCAACAAGAUGCACUUGAAUUUGAAAAACUAUUUGUUUCCGUGGUGGAUUUGGAAAUAGCGAGCUUAUACACAGGCUCUGAUUCGAUUAUGCAUCUCAAUGACUUGAUUUUGAAUUUUCAAAUCACCAGAUUUAGGUUUGAUCCCAAGACGUUACUCAAGGAAAAAAUCCAUGAAAAAAUUGAAUUUCCAGAAUGGAUUGAUAUGUCCUCGUUUCUUGUCACUGCUGCUCAAGACUCUGCAAUAUACGAGCUUAAAUCGGUUUUAUUGCAUAAAGGUUUCAGCGCUAAUUCAGGACACUAUGUACAGAGGUUAUAUUCCCAAAAAUAUGACAAAUGGUUGAACUUGGACGACGAAACUGUGUCCAUCAUGCCUUUCCCUUCAUUCGAGCUUGACGGUUCUAAAGGCAUCUCAUCAAAAUCGACUAAAACUGCAAAUGGCAAACUUGAAAAAACAGCAGCUAAAAGCAAAGUUUUUGUAAACAUCAGUUUAAAAAAACAGUCUUUGAAAAACUCAAACAUUACAGAGAAAUCCACAGCUGUUACAAAACAAGCGCAACAGGCUACUUUGACUUUUUCAUCCUCAUCCGCGUAUCAGCUAACCUACGUACUAUCAUCUAAACGCCUUGUAGAUGGAAAUCUAGUUUUUCCUGAAGAGACAGCUGUAGACUCUAAAAAGGACGCGCACAUGAUCAUUCCAAAGGAUAUGAAGGCGGAAAUUGAUCUUGAUAACCGAGACUUUCAUCAUCAAUUUGAAACCCAAAUCACCAAUAAGGAAAUGACAGUCAACAUACUUGAAGCGGAGAACGUUGCGUGGAAACAAAUAUUUUCUACAUGGCACACAAUGGACGAAAAGACUCCAUUUGUGUAUAUUAUGACCAAGAAUCUUGCGGAAUUGCUCAAAAAGCGUGCAGCUUGGAUAGCCAAUCUGCGAAAAUCACUAUAUGUUUUGGAUGACAAAAAGAAUUCUGAAGAUGAAAUUGCGCCAUUGGAUACUGACAUUGCAGAACAAUCAGAUAAUUUAUGGAGUAUAUCCAAUCACGAUCUUCUAUGCGCACACAGUAAACUACAUCCAGUCAAACUAUGGAUGACGAAAAAAAUCAGCCAGACUGGAUAUGAACUCUUAAAGCAACUAGGUAUAUCAGUAGAUCCAAUGCUUUAUUCUGACGAUAUAUGCAUAGAUUGUUACCAAAAUGUCAAGCAGCGCAUUAUUUCAAACGCAGAACAUCAGAAAAAUGUUAAAAUGGUGUUUGAUGCACUAUCUAUUCGAAACUCAAAAACACAUGACCCAGUUCAACCAGGAUACUUUAUCUCAAAAUCGUGGCUUAAUGAUUGGAAAAAAGGAAUUACUUUUGUAGCACCAAAUAUAGGCAAUUAUAAAAAAGAUGUAUGGUGUGCCCAUGGUGCACUUUCGAUCCACUCGUCUCGUCGGACAUUGAUUUCCUCAAAGUCCCAUGAAAUUUUACAGCAUAUUUUUCCCGACAUGAAGUGUUGUUUGGGAAAUGAUACCGAAUGUGUGCUGUGUAUAGAAAAUCAUGAGCAGGACUCUUUAGAGCAUCGUCCUUUGCGGAUUCGAGCCAAUUUUGAAGCGUCCCGCAAUCAUUCUCUUCCACCAACAUCUUUGGAUAUAAACAGUGUACUUUGCCAAGCUCAUGGCAAUUUACUUUUUGAUUUGGAGACGGAUAACACAAAGGAAACUGUUUUGUCGUUUGUUUCAACAGACGAAUGGAAAGUGAUUCAAGAGAUCUAUAUUUUAGCAGACAAGAAAGCGAUACACGUUCGAUUGGUAGUUGAUGAUGCUGAUAUUCCUUCAAAAAAUGUUCAUUUUGAAGUUGAUCCACCUACAUGUUGGGAAUGUAGAAAGCAGCGUAUUUUAUCAUUUGACAAGACCGAUAUCCAUAUUGUAAAAUUUGCAACACCAAUCGACACUGAUUUUCAAGUGGACCAUAAAGGGUUGGAAUCAGAAGACGGAAAGAAUAGUAGCGAUGCCACUAUUUCCAAAUCAGAUGUACUUUUACUCGACUCAAAAAGACCGUUGAGCAAAAGUCCAGAACCCAAGCCCAACUUACCUACUAAAAAGCGACGAGUCAGUAAACGUAUUCGCUCAGAGCGAUCUGUAGUCGCUUGUAUCACGCCUACCAUGACAGCACACGAACUUAAAUUCAAGGCAAGUUUUCAUAUACCCCAAUUGACUUCAUUGACACCCUUUACUGACAUUUCCUAA
Batrachochytrium dendrobatidis JAM81 is the source of this 2412-nucleotide messenger RNA. RefSeq lists its product as uncharacterized. Gene Ontology annotation, cellular component: cytosol; nucleus. Gene Ontology annotation, molecular function: cysteine-type deubiquitinase activity. Bases 1 to 2412 code for a protein of 803 amino acids. Gene Ontology annotation, biological process: protein deubiquitination. The record is from RefSeq and is a predicted model, not a curated record. NCBI's taxonomy places the organism in Eukaryota, Fungi, Chytridiomycota, Chytridiomycetes, Rhizophydiales. The transcript has 11 exons.